UAGAGCCAAUGCAGUAUUCAGUAAUUCAGUUGUGGCGCAAGCUUAGCUGCGAUCAGACGUCUGCGGGUUGGCUCUGCGCCGGGUUUAUUUGCCAGCACCCAACACACAUUUGAGCUUGAAAUGACUGUGCCUUUUAAAUUUCACGUUUAUCAUUACGAAAAAUAUCAAAUUUAUAAUCUUAACUAAUAUAAAUUUAAGUUGUACACAUUUUAAAUAUUUAUUUACGGCAAAGAUGCCGAGAAAAAUUGAAUUUAACGUAAUAUAUGCUUCAAGUAAGUUCACAUGAUUAAACAUUACCCUAUAAUUAUUAUUCAAUACUUUUAUGCUUCAUUUAAAAAUAACCUAUCGAUCAAAUUUUCAAAUUAUAAAAACAAUAAACAAAUUAAAUAUAUAUGUAUUUUACAAACAGGUGAAGAUGAGAGACACUCGUGUUUGGAGUUAAACGUCCAUGGACCGACAGUAAGAGGAUGGCAGAGUGCAAGAAGAUGUGGGUAUCCCCAGGAAUUAAUUCUGCGUUUACAUGGACCAGCUAAACUUACGAGGAUUCAAGUACUAGCUCACCAAUAUCUUAUACCGGAGAAACUUGAAAUAUGGACGACAAAAGAAGAAAACGCGUCUGUCAAUACGUCUUUUAAUUAUUUAGGUUACAUAACAUUGUCUGACAAUGAAUCAACGCUUUAUAAAAGUCGUGAGCUUAAGAGUGUUGCACUUCCGGAAGCAAAAGCACUGUCAUUGAAGCUACGUCUGCAUAAACCGCACCAGAAUAAACACAAUGUUUACGAGCAGGUUGGACUUAUCGCUAUAAAUAUUAUUGGCGAGCCAUGCACACAGGAAAUAAAUAACCAGGGUGAAGUUCCUUACAAUCCGCACUAUACCUCACCCUACGAUGAUCUAGCAUUUGAAAUGUAUGUCGAUCGCGAAGUUGCUAAAAUAAUUCGUCAAAUGGAAAUUAGAAAAUUGCAAGCCGCUGAAGAAGAAAGAUUCGAAUAUGCAUCGAAAUUAAAAGUUGCUAUGGAAAUACUCAGAAAAGCUGGGGAGAGACUUGGCAAGUAUGAGUUGGAAAAAAAAUACGCUAUUGCGUUGGAAGAUUACGAUAAGGCGAAAGCAAAAAAAGCUCAAGCGCAACAGUAUAGACAGGAAGUUUAUGACAGCUUGGACGUUAAUGAUUUACUUGAAAUUGACGGGCCGUUGGAAAAAAAUAAUAUAUCAACGGUUGACGGUAAAGAACCUAUUUCUGAUGCUGGUGCAUGUAACAAUGCAGCUGUCCCAGAAGAUAUUUUAUCACCACCACGUCUAGUUGUCCCACCGAAUCGCGAAGGGGCUAUUUCACCCACUGGUCCUCCGCACCAGCCGCCGAUAUCUCCAUUACACCAAAAGCCUCAUAGUCCAGAAAUUACGGAUAGUCCACCAAAUGGUGUAUUAGAGAGACAAAAUAACAGAAAUACUGGAUCGCUGAGAAGAAAAACUAAAUCUGCGGGUCCUUCUUUACGGUCUAGUUAUGAAGCAUACGAAGAACGAACUAUUCCAGCUCUUCGACAUUCGCAUACAAAUGAAUUUACCCGCGAGUGUCACUUGGACGCUGAAGUAAAAGUAAAUUCAAAGCUCAACGACCGAGAGAAGAAACAAGCAGCUCUACCAAUAACCGUAUUUGGAAUGGAGAUGGUUGAGAAAUUUUAUUCAAAACAAUUUAUGGAUAAAGAAGAAGGACUUAUGAUGCUUAAAGAAGAGCUAAAAAAAUUUGACCCCGAAGUCUCGAAGCAUUCGGCCAACAAGACUGCAAGAGCUGCGAUUUUUCUGCUCCAUCGUGCUCUGAGGGACAAAGUCUUCAGUGUAUAUAGUCUAGCCGCACAACUAAUAAGACUUUUCUUUUCCGAGUUUGCUACCAAUAGAGUAUCAUCGACAGAAAUAGCUCGUAGUGUAGAUAGAUUGCUUCCUGAAUUAUUGACUAAGUCCGGUGACACAACACCGCGAAUUCAUAACAUGGCAGUUCAUACUAUUCUAAGUAUGGCUGAUUGUCAAUGCGUGAGAGAGCUUCAUAUUAUUCCAGUCCAUUUGAGCCGCCCUGUACUGAGUAGUACACAUCAAAGAUUAGCAUUAAGUCGUUUAGAAAUGGUAGAACAGCUAAUACUUAAUCAUGGUAUUUCUACCGACAAGCAGAGUGGAUUAACAUGCCGCACAUUAUCUGAACUCGGUUCUUCCGGGCUACAUCAUCCAGCAGAAGCUGUAAGGAAAGUAUCUGAAAGAAUUUUAGUGCUUGUUUAUAAAAUUAAUCCUAGAUUAGUAAGAAAACAGCUUCCACCUGACGAUGAUAUUACACGAAGAAAUUUAUUGUUUCGUCAGUUAUAUCACGAAUUUGAUCGAAUAGAUCUUCAAAGGAAAAAAGAACUGGAAUCAACGCCAAAGCAAACAGUUACUCCAACUUGCACCAAGUCUGCUGAUAAUAAUUCAACAAAGUCGCCGUCACGUGCAAGUCCUGUGCAAAUUAGCACAGAAAGCUCAACAAGUGUCACGUCACCGUCGGACAACAGUACUGAUCAUAAAGGCGAUAAAGUCUGUAUAUUUUGCCUGUCAAAGGGUCAAGGGUAUUCUGAGGAUGGUCUAAAUAUUCAUUACUGGCGUUCGUGUCCAAUGUUAACGCGAUGUGAUUCGUGCUCACAAGUGGUAGAAAUAUCGCAUCUAAAUUCUCACUUGUUGAGCGAAUGUGACAAGAGAAAUGAUUAUGUUAAGUGUGAUACUUGUAAGCAGGCGAUUAUUGAAAAAUCUUUUGCAGAACAUACUAAUGAUGACUCGUGCACAAGGCCAGUUGAAGGAUACGAGCGAUGUCCUCUCUGUAGAACUUUAGUAAACAAAAAUAAAUGGAAGGAACAUUUGAUGGGAGAUAAUCCAUGUCCAAAUAAUCCGCGGAAUAAAAUUAAUAAGACAUGCACAAAAUCACCGUCAAAAUCACAAAAUUUAAGUGGAAAAAUAACAUCACCUACGGGAAGAGAUUACUAGCAUUAGUUUUAUACAAUUCACUAUUGUGAAUUGUAUGAAUUUUAUUAUCAGAUAUUUUAAAUAUCUAUUUUAUUUUUUUUUUAAAUCAUUUUUUUUUAUUUAUAGUUUAUAUAUUUGUUACUUUUUGAAUAAUGUUUUUUCAUAUUUAUAUACUUAUAUGUAUAUUAAAGUUUUUUAUAGCCAAACCCGUCCUUUAGUGAUGAAAAAUAGUCAAUAUCCAGUUAUUUAAAAAAAAUAUUUAAGUAUAUAUGGAAGAAAGAAAAAAAAAUGCAUGUACGUGGAGGUGAAACAUCGCACACAUUUUUAAAUAAAUUUAAUUUUUAGAUACGCUUAAUAUUUCUAUUAGUGCACAACAAUAAUUAAAAUUAAUUAUUAAUUAUUGAUAAAUAAAUACUAGGAAGUUAAAUUGUCAAGUUAAAUUAAAUUAAUGCGAACAAUAUAAAAAAAAAUACCUCGAUAUC
This is a messenger RNA of Microplitis demolitor, 3455 nucleotides long. RefSeq names its product centrosomal protein of 104 kDa. NCBI's taxonomy places the organism in Eukaryota, Metazoa, Arthropoda, Insecta, Hymenoptera, Braconidae. The coding region runs from base 283 to 2994 and encodes 903 amino acids. The record is from RefSeq and is a predicted model, not a curated record. The transcript has 13 exons. Gene Ontology annotation, cellular component: cilium.